AUGCAGAUGGAAAACCCAUACGCGUGGUGGUUGCCGGCUAUAUAUAUCCCUGCCAUCACAGUGUUUGGGCUGAUCGGGAACAUACUCACGUUCAUUGUGCUAAGCCAAAAGCCUCCGAGCUCCAAAUGGAUACCUACAGCCUCACUUAUGCUUUCCAGGACAGGGAAACCGAAAAGUCCAACUUCUAUUAAUCUGUCCUCACCGAGGGAUAAUUCCUCUUCUGCACCGAACGAUCCGUCUAAACCGAGAGAUAAUUCCUCUUCUGCACAGAACGAUCCGUCUAAACCGAGGGAUACUUCCUCUUCUGCACCGAAUGAACCAUCUUCUCUACGAGAUGAUUCCUCUCUAUCAACAGACAAUUCCUUUUCAACAUCGGAUAAUUUUUCGGUUGCACCGAAUAAUUCCUCACCACCAAAGGAUAAAACCUGCUGUCCCUCGGAAAAUAACUAUCCUCCAUGUGAUCAUAUAUCAUCUCCUGUGGAUAAGCGACAGGUACCAGACAAGUUCUCAGCUUCAAGGGAUAAUUCCUUAUCUCCACCUGACGAUACCCCUUUUCCAAUGGAUAAUUCCUCCUCAGCACCGGAUAAUUCCUUAUCUCCACCGGAUAACAUCUCUUCUCCAAUGGAUAAUUCCUCCUCAGCACCGGAUAAUUCCUUAUCUCCACCGGAUAAUACCUCUUCUCCAAUGGAUAAUUCCUCCUCAGCACCGGAUAAUUCCUUAUCUCCACCGGAUAAUACCUCUUCUCCAAUGGAUAAUUACUCCUCAGCACCGCAUAAAUCCUUAUCUCCACCGGAUAAUAUCUCUUCUCCAAUGGAUAAUUACUCCACAGCACCGCAUAAAUCCUUAUCUCCACCGGAUAAUAUCUCUUCUCCAAUGAAGAAUUCCUCCUCAGCACCGCAUAAAUCCUUAUCUCCACCGGAUAAUAUCUCUUCUCCAAUGGAUAAUUACUCCACAGCACCGCAUAAAUCCUUAUCUCCACCGGAUAAUAUCUCUUCUCCAAUGGAUAAUUACUCCACAGCACCGCAUAAAUCCUUAUCUCCACCGGAUAAUAUCUCUUCUCCAAUGAAGAAUUCCUCCUCAGCACCGCAUAAAUCCUUAUCUCCACCGGAUAAUAUCUCUUCUCCAAUGGAUAAUUACUCCACAGCACCGCAUAAAUCCUUAUCUCCACCGGAUAAUAUCUCUUCUCCAAUGGAUAAUUACUCCACAGCACCGCAUAAAUCCUUAUCUCCACCGGAUAAUAUCUCUUCUCCAAUGGAUAAUUACUCCACAGCACCGCAUAAAUCCUUAUCUCCACCGGAUAAUACCUCUUCUCCAAUGGAUAAUUACUCCUCAGCACCGCAUAAAUCCUUAUCUCCACCGGAUAAUAUCUCUUCUCCAAUGGAUAAUUACUCCACAGCACCGCAUAAAUCCUUAUCUCCACCGGAUAAUACCUCUUCUCCAAUGGAUAAUUACUCCUCAGCAUCGGAUAAUUCCUUAUCUCCACCGGAUAAUACCUCUUCCCCAAUGGAUAAUUCCUCCUCAGCAUCGGAUAAUUCCUUAUCUCCACCGGAUAAUAUCUCUUCUCCAAUGGAUAAUUCCUCCUCAGCAUCGGAUAAUUCCUCAUCACCACUUAACAAUCAGUCGUCCUUACCGGAAAAUUCCUCUCCAACAGCGGAUAAUUCGUCUGCAACACCACGGAAUGCUUUUCCAAAGCAUUCCACAACUACAUAUGGGGACAAACAUCUGUCGCCCAUCUCCAAGCAGUUGUUCUCCACUCCAAAAGACUCUACAUAUCUACCACCAUUGACGACUCGUUUUCUUCUUAAGGCCCUCGCCAUAGUUGACUCUUUGAUUCUUCUUUGGCCCUGCUUAAUCCAGUGGAUUGUUUACAUCAGCGCUGAUACAACACCCUGA
This is a messenger RNA of Mya arenaria, 1893 nucleotides long. RefSeq names its product mucin-1-like. Bases 1 to 1893 code for a protein of 630 amino acids. The record is from RefSeq and is a predicted model, not a curated record. Lineage: Eukaryota; Metazoa; Mollusca; Bivalvia; Myida; Myidae. The transcript is spliced from 2 exons.